AAUGUUCAUAGAACGUUUGGUGUGCCUAGGCCCUUGUCUUGAGCUGGCAUCGUAGACCAACUCAACUGUUAUUUUGAGUUCAUAGGCAAGAUGAACGGGCAUUAUGUACCUAAUUUGUGAGUCUCAGCUUCCAAGACAUCCACGCAUUCGUUCAUUCAUACAACAUUUAUUGAGUGUCUGCUUGGGUUGGGACCUGGCUUAGGUUCAGAGGACACACAGAUGAACAAGACUUAUUCCCUGCCCCUAACAAGUCUCAUAUUGUGAUGAAAGGGACAAGGAUCAUUUCAUAGAAACAAUGGGAUGGCUUGACUAAGAGCUUCUGGAAAGUUCCAUUAAGUGGGAAACCUCCUGACCUUGUUGAGUGCCUUGAUCACUGGGCUCUCCUGUGGUGACAGUAGUUUGUUUUUAGUAAUUAUCUCUUGUGUUGUGUGAGAAACUUGAUUCUCUCUCACCCUUUCUGGGUCUCCAGUGGAAAUAACAACAUAGGCAGGUGGAGUCUUGCAGGGAAAUUGCAUUAAGCCCUGAUGCUAUCAGUUCUCAGGAGCUGAGCAGAAUCUGGUGUAGUCAGCAUUCAGAGACGGUGCCUCUAGGGCUUUGUACGUACCUUUAUGGGGUAAAAUGUUUUCAUUUCUCCUGUACUCCAUACAUUUCAUUUCUUCUCUAAUUCAAUGCUGAAAACUAAAUUUUCUAAUUUGGAACACAGUUUGUACAAAUGGCCCCUGUUUUGUUCGGCGACAUCAGUGAUUUGGCACAUAGAAGGAGGCGUUUGUUGUCUGGACUCUUGGGUUGUUUGGGAAACAUCCUGCUCUUGUUCCAGAUGCAUCUCUGUUCUCCCCUGGUUCAGAUCCCAUAGAGCCAGGUCGGGAGAGAUGGCUGUGAAGUUUCUGGAGACCCACCUUCCUGCUACCAUGGGGCCUCACUAGGGUGCUCCUUCCUGUUGUCCUGGGAGGUUACUCUUUGCCUUAAAAGGAUGCUCUGUGAUGUAGUAUGUAGCAGGAAUUAUCCUCUGUUUAUAACCAUGGCCACCAUCAAGGAGAAUCUGGGGCCUGUCACUUUUCGCUCUGGAUAUCUGAGAAGAAGCUGGAAGUUCUUGACUGAAUUGGGGAAAAAAACAUCAGCAUUCUUUUUCAUGGUUUCCUUCAUUCUCCAUUGCUGAGCCUCUGACUGCUGUGCUGGGAUGUUUGUGCCUUGACCGCGGCCCACCUCCAGGAUGGAUGGGCAGGGCCAGUUCACCCCAUGCUCCAGUGUAACAGAAGAGGCUGGUCUGUGUCCCAGGCACCUCACUAUGGAAUUCUCUACACUCCCCUACCCACCAUCCUGGCUUACAUAUACACCAAGUUGAACACCCAUUGAUGAUGAAGGCAUAUUCCAGGACGUUGGACAUCUCCUGACCAGCGUAUCUCCAGGACUUCAAGUUAGAUGUGCAGCAUGUGAUUGAAGUGGAUGAGGGAAACACAGCUGUCAUUGCCUGCCACUUGCCCGAGAGCCACCCAAAAGCCCAGGUCCGGUACAGCGUCAAACAAGAAUGGCUAGAGGCCUCCAGAGGUAACUACCUGAUCAUGCCGUCGGGGAACCUACAGAUCGUCAACGCCAGUCAAGAGGACGAGGGCAUGUACAAGUGUGCGGCCUACAACCCAGUGACCCAGGAAGUGAAAACCUCUGGCUCUAGCGACAGGCUGCGUGUGCGCCGCUCCACUGCUGAGGCUGCCCGCAUCAUCUACCCACCAGAAGCCCAAACCAUCAUUGUCACCAAAGGCCAGAGUCUCAUCCUGGAGUGUGUGGCCAGUGGGAUCCCGCCCCCACGGGUGACAUGGGCCAAGGAUGGGUCCAGUGUUGCCGGCUACAACAAGAUGCGCUUCCUGCUUAGCAACCUCCUUAUUGACACCACCAGUGAGGAGGACUCGGGGACCUACCGCUGCACGGCUGACAACGGGGUUGGGGAGCCUGGGACAGCCGCCAUCCUCUAUGAUGUCCAGGUGUUUGAACCUCCUGAGGUCACCAUGGAGCUGUCCCCGCUGGUCAUCCCCUGGGGCCAGAGUGCCAAGCUGACCUGUGAGGUGCGUGGAAACCCCCCGCCCUCUGUGCUGUGGCUGAGGAACGCUGUACCUCUCACCUCUAGCCAACGUCUCCGGCUGUCCCGCAGGGCCCUGCGCGUGGUCAGCGUGGGGCCUGAGGAUGAAGGCGUCUACCAGUGCAUGGCUGAGAACGAAGUUGGGAGCGCUCAUGCUGUGGUCCAGCUGAGGACCGCCAGGCCAGGUACAACCCUGAGGCCCUGGCAGGAUGCCAAGCUGGCCACUGCCACACCUCCCACGCCAGGCUCCAGACCUGGGCACUCUGACCAGAUGCUGAGGAAUGGACCGGGCCUCCCUAGGCCACCAACAUCACGGCAGCCUGCCUCCCUGCAGUGCCCAGGAGAGAAGGGGCAGGUGGUGCCUGCCGAGGCUCCCGUCAUCCUCAGUUCACCCCGGACCUCUAAGACAGACUUGUAUGAGCUGGUGUGGCGGCCCCGGCACGAGGGCAGUGGCCGAGCACCGAUCCUCUACUACGUGGUGAAACAUCGUAAGCAGGUCACAAACUCCUCUGAUGAUUGGACUAUCUCUGGCAUUCCGGCCAACCAACACCGCCUGACUCUCACCAGACUUGACCCUGGGAGCUUGUACGAAGUGGAGAUGGCAGCGUACAACUGUGCGGGCGAGGGUCAGACGGCCAUGGUCACCUUCCGAACUGGACGGCGGCCCAAACCCGAGAUCAUGGCCAGCAAGGAGCAGCAGAUCCAGAAAGAUGACCCUGGGGCCAGUCCCCAGACCAGCAGCCAGCCCGACCAUGGCCGCCUGUCCCCCCCAGAAGCUCCAGACAGGCCCACCAUCUCCAUGGCCUCUGAGACGUCAGUCUACGUGACCUGGAUUCCCCGAGGGAAUGGUGGGUUCCCAAUCCAGUCCUUUCGGGUGGAGUACAAGAAGCUCAAGAAAGUAGGAGACUGGAUUCUGGCCACCAGCGCCAUCCCUCCCUCACUGCUCUCCGUGGAGAUUACAGGGCUAGAGAAAGGCACCUCUUACAAGUUCCGAGUCCGGGCUCUGAACAUGCUGGGGGAGAGCGAGCCCAGCGCUCCCUCCCGGCCCUACGUGGUGUCAGGCUAUGGCGGCCGUGUGUACGAGAGGCCCGUGACAGGCCCUUACAUCACCUUCACCGACGCAGUCAAUGAGACUACCAUCAUGCUCAAAUGGAUGUACAUCCCAGCAAGUAACAACAACACCCCAAUCCAUGGCUUUUAUAUCUAUUACCGACCCACAGACAGUGACAAUGAUAGUGACUACAAGAAGGAUAUGGUGGAAGGAGAUAGGUACUGGCACUCCAUCAGCCACCUGCAGCCAGAGACCUCCUACGACAUUAAGAUGCAGUGCUUCAAUGAAGGUGGAGAGAGCGAGUUCAGCAACGUGAUGAUCUGUGAGACCAAAGCUCGUAAGUCUUCUGGUCAGCCUGGUCGCCUCCCACCCCCAACUCUGGCACCCCCACAGCCGCCAGCUCCUGAAACCAUAGAGCGGCCCGUCGGUGCUGGCGCCAUGGUGGCACGCUCUAGCGACCUGCCCUACCUGAUUGUCGGUGUUGUCCUGGGCUCGAUCGUCCUCAUCAUCGUCACCUUCAUCCCUUUCUGCUUGUGGAGGGCCUGGGCUAAGCAAAAACAUACAACAGACCUGAGUUUUCCUCGAAGUGUCCUCCCACCCUCCUCCUGCCAAUACACUAUGGUGCCAUUGGGAGGACUCCCAGGCCACCGGGUCAGCAGACAGCCCUACCUCAGCAGCGUCAGCGGACGGGCCUGCACCAGUGGGGUACCCGUCAAUAGGGGCUGCCCUGUGAUGGCGGCUAUGGGACCCCAGCAGCACUGCCCCGGGGAGCUUCAGCAGCAGAGUGACACCAGAAGCUUGCUGAGGCAGACCAUUCUUGGCAAUGGAUAUGACCCCCCAAGUCACCAGAUCACCAGGGGUCCUGAGUCUAGCCCAGACAAGGGCUCUUUCCUGUAUACACUGCCUGAUGACUCAACUCACCAGCUGCUCCAGCCGCACCAAGACUGCUGCCAUGUCCAGGAGCUGCCUGCUGCAGUGGACCAGUCAGGCAUGAGGAGUGCCUCUGAGUGUCCAGGACUGGAAGCAACAUGGGGACCCUCUUUUCACCCAGGGCCCCCCUGCUGCUUGAGCCUUGUACCAGUUGAAGAGGUGGACAGUCCUGACUCCUGCCAAGUGGGUAGAGGAGACUGGUGUUCCCAGCACCCCACAGGGGCCUAUGUAAGACAGGAACCUGGGACACGGCUGUCUCCAAGCCCACUGAUACAUGUGUCCUUUGAAACACCACCUCCCAUAGUUUAGGCAGAAGCCAGUAUCCCAGAAAGGCUAUAUAUUGUUUGUUUGUUUUUUUAAGAGACAGAGAAAAUUGGUAUUUAUUUUUCUAUUAUAGCCAUAUUUAUAUAUUUAUGCACUUGUAAAUAAAUGUAUAUGUUUUUAUAAUUCUGGAGAGACAUAAGGAAUCCUCCCUAUUGAGGUACAAGAGGGAAAACAAAGAAGCCACAUUAACAGGAGUCAAGCAGGAAUGUGUAACACAGACUGUCCAGAACACAGACUCCUCACCGAGAACCUCUGCAACUGCUGGGGUGCUGCAGGAGGCCCGCAGAGAAGCUCAUCGUGACCUCAAGGGAGAGGCAGGGUCAUGGUAUCACAGCCUGGAGAGCCCAUGAAGAUGGCUGGCACUGGGACCAGGGGAAGUGUUUUCUGAAGAGGCCCAUGAGAACAGACUAAGAUGUGUACAGCACUAUAAGCAUUAACAAACCUUCCAGAAUCAAUAAUCUGUGGCAGCAUAUCUCUGUAAAAACAAACACCAUAACUUCUAAAUAAAUGUUUAGUCUUCCAUGUAACCUUCA
Molecule: messenger RNA, 4909 nt
Organism: Nycticebus coucang (slow loris)
Lineage: Eukaryota; Metazoa; Chordata; Mammalia; Primates; Lorisidae
Gene: BOC
Product: BOC cell adhesion associated, oncogene regulated
Exons: 17
Coding region: 1560-4361 (933 amino acids)
Biological process (GO): axon guidance; cell-cell adhesion; nervous system development
Cellular component (GO): axon; plasma membrane
Molecular function (GO): protein binding
Source: RefSeq, a predicted model, not a curated record